Messenger RNA from Mytilinidion resinicola, 2268 nucleotides. RefSeq lists its product as uncharacterized. The transcript has 3 exons. NCBI's taxonomy places the organism in Eukaryota, Fungi, Ascomycota, Dothideomycetes, Mytilinidiales, Mytilinidiaceae. The coding region runs from base 38 to 2002 and encodes 654 amino acids. The record is from RefSeq and is a predicted model, not a curated record.
CAUUCGCAGCCGACGACCCCCACACCCGCGGCCCGCCAUGCCAGCCUUCAAGGAUGACCAAAUCAUUAUCAUUGCGCCUGGAUCGGAAUCCACAGUCGCGCAGCUAGGCCUCCCUGAAUCCUUCACCCCGCCUCGCCUGCGCGUCAGGUCGCGCAUGUUUCCUGCCGAAAAAGAGGGGGAAUGGGAGCCUUACAAGGUGCGAAGGCGGGCGGUGGCCAACAAGGUGGAGAAGCCAGCGCUGCCGCAAGAGGAGCAAGAUGAAAUCAACGACAUGAAGAAGUCGCUGGGGGAGCCUGACGACGACGAGGUUCUCUACGAAGAGGACCCAGUGUCCGAGGAGGGCGCUGUGUGGCCAAUAUCAGAGGGGAGAAUCGUCAAUUGGCCAUGCUUCUUCGCCCUAAUGACCCAUGUCUACAAUACGCUCAACCCGCCUUUUCACACGCCUAUUCUCCUCAUAGCACAACCAGCCUGGACCCCACGAGAGCACGAGAAGCUCACCCAGUUCUUCUUUGAAAAGUUUAAGACUCCUGCGUUUGGUCUGAUGGACUCUGCGGUAGCGACGAGUUGGGCAUAUGGGGUGCAUACAUCCACUGUGAUUGACGUCGGGCGAGACAAGGUUGAUGUCACUGUCAUAAGCGAGUUCAUCCCUCACACUACGGGCAGAGUGGUGGCACUUCCAGGGUGUGGAGGCGAAGGCAUGACCCAACAACUCUUGAGCCUCUUCAAAUCCAAGGACAAAGGCUUCACACGGGAGAUGUGCGAGCAGCUCAAGAGAAACCCCAUUUGCGAGAUACUUCCCAUAGGCACUCCCUUACCAGGGACCACCGAUAUGAGCUCGUCUGAGACCAUCACAAAUCCGGCUGCCGCAGCCUCUACAGGAGCAACUGGAUCAGGCCCAGGGCCUGCAGCUGCAAUCGGCACUGCUCCACGAGGUCCUGGUCUCGAUACCGAGGUGGGUGACGAGGCGAAUGGCGAUGAUGACAAUGAAGGGGUCCUUGACGUGGCUAGCAUCGUCGCAGGGGGUAAAAUGGAGGAAUAUCUAGCGCGCAAAGAAAGGGAAAAGCAAGAGAAACUUGCCGCCAAGAAGAAAGGCGCAGAAGCCCCUCAAGCACAGUCGAAACCCACACGGCUGCCGAAUGCGAAACGAGAAAAGGCCACUUUCAUGUACGAGGACCAUCAUUUGCUAGACACGCUCAAGGGGAUGAAUUUGGGUACCAAAGGUAUGGCGGAUGCCCAAGCUGCGUUGGAUGAGGGCCCGUCAAAGAAGACAGAUAGCGGCGAAGCGGCAGAAGAGCUAAGAUCGGCCAUAGAGCUCAAUGGUGAUGCGGCAUCGUUGUUGACGAGCUCAAACACAGGUCCCAUUCGAAGAGAGAUCGAAGUCGGCAAUGAGCGAUUCCAGGCAGCAAGCGGCGGCGUUCUUGAGAAGAUUGCAGACGCCAUACAUCGAGCGAUAUCUUCUAUCGAAGAAGUGAAUAAGCGGAGUGAGCUUUGGGAUUCUCUCAUCAUCUGUGGAAACGGUUCCAAGAUAAGAGGCUUCAAAGACGCUCUAAUGUCUACCUUGUCCACAAAGUAUCUCAUCUCACCCUCCAGUGCCACGAUUUUUACAUCCGAGCUCCCUUCAAACAUCUCCACCCCUGCAGGCACGGGUGCAAAUACUCCUCAGCCCCAACUCGGCCCCCACGGAUCCUCAAGCCAAGUCAACCCUCUCCUGCUAGCAGCUACCACUGCGCAGAACCCACAUCUCAACCCAGGCAUGGCAAUGCCUUCGAUGCACAACAGCCACUCUGGCCAUGGCCAGACGCCAACCAGUAUCCGGACCGUGAAACCACCAGAGUAUUUCCCCGAGUGGAAAGACUUUGGCUAUGACGAAGCAGCCUUCUUGGGCGCACAGGUCGGCGCCAAGGUGCUUUUCAUCGUCGAUCAGGGGCAAAGCAAGGGCUAUAUGACCCGACCGGAUUACAACGAGCAGGGGCCUACUGGCAUCCACGAAUAUAGCUUAUAAGCUGGAUCAGUUCUUGAGUGAAAAUGACUGGCUGCUUCUUAGUUGGAGUUUUGGAGCCUGUCUGGCUGGCGUCUGGAUGACAGCUUGGUGGUCAGAUUCGUUUAGACGAUGCUACUGCUGAGGGAGAGUAUCAAUGAAAAGCCCGUGGCCUUACGUAAUGAUAUAACUAGCUUCUCCGUCUGUAUGUGCUCCGUGGAAGACCCUCACACCCCUGUGUGUGAUCGAGUCUUCACGGUGAUGUAAAUCACCUUCUUCAACUGGCGAGC